AUGGACAAUUUUUGGAUAUGGUCAAAGAGACAAGUCAACUCCAUUGAUAUGUUCUCUAAGCCAAUAAGCCUUACUUUCCAAGGCAAGCAUAACUUUGCAUCUUUCUUUGGAGGAGUUGUUACUAUGGGACUGAUGGCAUUUUUAUUGAUAUACGGAAUAUUUCUGUCGAUUCAAAUGUUCACAAGAUCAGCUACAAACAAGUCGAAGAAUAGUAUUAAGAGAGAUCAAAUUUCAGUGUCUGAUUACUAUGACUUUGGGUAUGAUGACCUCUCAUUUGCUAUUUUGAUGGAAGAUGAAAUUAACUAUACUCCUUUUAUCGAUCCAACAUAUCUCAAUAUGUCUACAAUAUUAUUGGAAUAUUCUUUUGAUUUAACCACAGGGUAUUUUUCAAGGAAAGAAGUAGAAGAAAACAUGCAUGUGUGCAAUGAAAAUUUCCCUAAAGUUAACGAUGAAUUAACUGCAUUCAGACAAUUUUUUAUGAGCACCAGUUAUUGUCCGGUUCAGACUAAUUUCUCAGUUGGAGGAAGUAUCUUCUUUAACACUUAUAAAACUGUAAGAGUUAUUAUCAAGAAAUGAGUUAACGGAACUUCUGUAGUUUGAAAACCAAACACUGAAAUUGAAGCCAAAUUAAAAGAUUUGAGAGCAAACUUUAUGAUUAGUUCAAAAUAUUUUGAUUUCGAAGAUUAUGAUAAUCCUAUAAAGAGAGUGGUCGACGAUAAAUUUUCAUUUAGAUUAUCUUCAGGUCUCAAAAAGUUUAUUAGCUUGUAUGUCAAGAAGUCUACGAUUUCAUUAUCUGACAGUAUAUUGCCCUUUGGAGCAGAAAUACAGGAUUCAUUUUAUUCUAUUGAAGAUAAUCAAGAAGAUGCUCAAACAAGAGAAAUUGAUGACCAAAUUUUGAUUGAUUUUGAGAUCUCACAAGAUUCAAUAGUUGAUUCGUAUGAAAGAAGAGUUUACUCUAUUCUCGAUCUUUCUGGUCAACUCGGAGGUUUCUUUGAAGUACUCGCUAUAUUCGGUGGAGCUCUUGUUCACUAUUUCGCAUCACAAAUGUGUAGCUACUCGUUAUUCUCACAGUUGUAUUGACUUGAUGAAGCUGAUACUCACACUACAAAUGACAAAUCUCAGGUUGCUCCAAAGUCAUCAAAGAAGGAUAAAGGCACUAUCAUCACAAAAUUAAACGAGAAAGAGCAAACUCUCUUACAAACAAUUGAGUCCCGAAUCAACUCAAAACGAAGAUUCCAUUUUACAGCCAAAGACUAUUUCAAGACAUUGGUGCCAUGCUUCAAAACCAGAGCUCGCUCUGAAUUCACAGUUCUCAGCGACAAACUUGCAGAUGAGUGAGACCUGAUAUCUGUUGUGUGCUCGAUACGACAUCUCAAAACACUGAUGAAACUGACUUUGAGCGAACACCAAGCACUGAUGAUGGACUUUGACUGCAGAAGUAAUUACCUUCACAAAGGCUCCACUGACGACUUGUUUACCAAACCGAGUGAUUUUCCGUCAACUACACAAGAGCCCUCUAAAAAUGUCAAAACUAAAAUAUCUACACUAUUAAAGAAGUUACAGAACUUGGAUCAUGACAAGCUUGAGAAAGACGCUGGCAUCAUUCUUGGGAUCCCUCCAAAAUCUUGUCCACCAGUCGAUCAGAUUGAAGGUUCAACUCUAUUUUGUAGAAACAGGACUCUCGACCACAAGAAGGAAGAGUCGAUUGUGGGAUUUCUUGAAGAAGAUAAAGACAAUUCUGAGAAUCUGAAGCAAGAAGAAUUUUAUGAAGAUUCUGAAGAUUAGUAUUCUUGUGGGCGAAGUAAAUUAAAAGUUUGUUCCA
Molecule: messenger RNA, 1822 nt
Organism: Moneuplotes crassus
Lineage: Eukaryota; Ciliophora; Spirotrichea; Euplotida; Euplotidae
Source: the annotation of a GenBank genome assembly